CCAUCACUCAAUGUUGCUCCUCGUUUUGGAAGCUCAUAAAUACUUCGAGCUGCAACGAUGACUUCAUUUUGAUCUUGGCUGUUCAUCUUACCUCUACCACCGCACGAACAUGGCUCCCACCGGGUUGUUGGACUCGUUCCUCGCCGCCAUCCAGGCCAGUCUCUCUGUACUUCUGGUCAUUUUCUAUGGCGGUAUCGCGGCCCAUCUCAAACUACUCACGCCGGCCAACACCAAGGCCAUCUCCAAAGUAUGCGUGCGCAUGUUUCUGCCCGCUUUGCUGGUCACCAGCAUCGGCUCUGAAUUGCACGCUGGCUCCGCAAAACGCUAUGGCAUCAUCCUCAUCUGGGCCAUCAUCUGCCACUUGAUAUCGUUCUUGAUCGGUGUUGCGGCCCACCUGUGGAUGGGCAUGCCCGACUGGACCACCGUUGCGCUCAUGUUCAACAACACGACGAGUUACCCGCUGCUACUCAUUGCGGCUCUGCAACAAACCGGCAUUUUACAGUCGCUGAUCGUGUCGGACGAGAGCACUGCUAAGGCGGUGGAACGCGCAAAGUCGUAUUUCCUUGUCUUCGCCACGAUCUCCAGUUGUCUGACCUUCGCCGUUGGACCGCGAUUGAUCGACACUGAGCACCCGCCGGAGCAUGACAAGGAGGCUCCCGAAGUGAAUGGGCAUGGUGAUCUGGAAGCUGGCGCUGGUGCUUACGACGCCGACCCUGACGACGACGACGAGGAAGUUGAUCCGCUCGAUCCUCAUGGAGCCACUGAGCAGACAGGCCUGCUGAACUCUAGACCUUCAGUCUCGUUUGCGUCCAACACGUUUCUGGUUUCGAAGCGCAGACCGUCUGUUGCGGCAACGCCUUCGCAGGAGAUGAAGCGCCGUCCGUCUGUGGUGCCGAAGAGGCAUUGGGUCAAGCUUGGGCCCAGGGCGAAAUGGUGGCUACUCUUCAUCGCGGACUUUUUCAAUGCGCCAUUGCUGGGUGCUAUCCUCGGCGCCAUCAUCGGACUGAUUCGACCUCUCCAUCGGUCAUUCUUCAACGAUACCUAUCAAGGUGGUAUCUUUACUGCAUGGCUGACUUCAUCCUGGCAAAGCAUCGGUGGCUUAUUUGUCCCUUUGCCGGUGGUCGUCGCGGGGGUUUCAUUGUAUACUGCCAUGCGGGAUGCCAGGAGGAAUAGUGCCACGACCCGAGCGAAUACGAAACUGCCGUGGAUCACGGUGGCUUUCAUCAUGGUUAUACGAUUUGUGAUUUGGCCAGUCGCAUCGAUUGCGCUUAUCUACGCACUUGCAACGCGGACGAGUAUCCUUGGGGAGGAUCCUAUGUUGUGGUUUGCGAUGAUGUUGAUGCCGACUGGACCCCCAGCGAUGAAAUUGAUCACGCUUAUCCAAGUUAGUGAUGCGGACGAGGCCGAGGAGAGGAACAUUUCGAAGCUGCUUACGUUGUCGUAUGCUAUAUCGCCGAUCCUCUCGUUCACUGUUGUUGGUGCGCUAAGAGCCAGCCAAGCUGCUAUUUGAUGAGCAAGAGAUCACAGCUCACCAUGCGGCGACCUUGCUUUUCAUAUCAAGAAGGAGUUUCAGCUGGGACAGCCGUCCGAUUGCUUUAUAUUACCAGACACCACAGGACCCUGAUGUGCGUGAGAGUUCAGCCUUGUCGAGUUUUGGCUCAUCGGCCAAGCUCAACGCUAAGGACAAGCUUAAACCCAACCAAAGAGUUUACAAGAGUUUACAAGAG
Exophiala viscosa is the source of this 1727-nucleotide messenger RNA. Its product is annotated as auxin efflux carrier. The coding region runs from base 110 to 1510 and encodes 466 amino acids. Lineage: Eukaryota; Fungi; Ascomycota; Eurotiomycetes; Chaetothyriales; Herpotrichiellaceae. The transcript has 3 exons. Gene Ontology annotation, biological process: transmembrane transport. Gene Ontology annotation, cellular component: membrane; endoplasmic reticulum. The record is from RefSeq and is a predicted model, not a curated record.